AAAGGUCCGGUCAUGUGCUGCAGAGCUAUUUAAUCCAGGGGAGAGUAAUGAGCCGGCUCUCGGGGGGGGGCUGCAGACAGAGAGGAGCAGCAUGGACAGUCAGAGAACCUGGAUGUCGGGUCUCCUGGUGGCGGCCCUGUGCGCGGGCCUGGCCUCGGCCCAGUUCCCGCGGCAGUGCGUGACCCCCGGGGGGCUGCGGAGCGGCCAGUGCUGCCCGUCGCCCUCGGGCCUGGCCGGGGACGAGUGCGGCGCCGGCUCGGGGAGGGGUCGGUGCGUGACCCUGGCCGCCGACGCCCGGCGCCACGGGCCCCAGUACCCGUACGCGGGCCGCGACGACAGGGAGAGGUGGCCGCUGAGGUUCUUCAACCGCACCUGCCAGUGCAACGGCAAUUACAGCGGCCACGACUGCGGCCGGUGCCGGCACGGCCUGAGCGGACCCAACUGUGACCAGAGGGUCUCUGUGGUUCGGAGGAACAUAAUGCAGAUGAGCUCAGCUGAGAAGCAGGCGUUCGUGAACGCUUUGGACCGAGCUAAAAGGACCGUCCACCCGGACCUGGUCAUCUGUACGCGACGACACCAGGAGAUGCUCGGUCCGGAUGGAAACACCCCGCAGUUCGAGAACAUCACCAUUUAUAACUACUUCGUCUGGAGCCACUACUACUCUGUCAGUAAAACCUACCUGGGGCCGGGCCAGGCCAGCUUCGGAGGAAUCGACUUCUCCCACGAGGGCCCGGGUUUUGUCACCUGGCACAGAUUCCAUCUGCUGCACCUGGAGAGAGACAUGCAAGACAUGCUGGGCGACCCCACCUUCGCGCUGCCCUACUGGAACUUCGCCAUCGGGGGCAACGAGUGCGACAUCUGCACCGACGACCUGCUCGGCGCCCGGAGCAGCUUCGACAUGAGCUCCAUCAGCUCCAACUCGGUGUUCUCCCGGUGGAGGGUGGUCUGCGAGCACGUGGAGGACUACGACACGUUGGGCACCGUCUGCAACAGCACAGAGAGCAGCCCCAUCCGGAGGAACCCGGCCGGCAACGUGGCGCGGCCCAUGGUGCAGAAGCUGCCCGAGCCCCAGGACGUGCUGGACUGUUUGGAGCUGAAGACCUUCGACACGCCUCCGUACUACUCCACCUCCUCCGAGAGCUUCAGGAACACCAUUGAAGGCUACAGCGCCCCCCAGGGGAUGUACGACCCGGUGGUACGCAGCCUCCACAACCUGGCCCACCUCUUCCUCAACGGCACCGGCGGACAGACCCACCUCUCGCCCAACGACCCCAUCUUCGUGCUGCUGCACACCUUCACGGACGCCGUGUUCGACGAGUGGCUCCGCCGGCACCGACCCGGUGAGGUGGUGUACCCCGAGGAGAACGCGCCCAUUGGGCACAACCGCAGGUUCAACAUGGUUCCGUUCUGGCCCCCGGUCACCAACGCCGAGAUGUUCGUCUCCGCCCCAGAGAACCUGGGCUACACCUACGAGGUCCAGUGGCCAACUCGCGCCUUCACCCUGUCGGAGAUCAUCACCGUGGCCGUAGUGGCGGCGGUGCUGGUGGUGGCGGUGGUGGGCGCCGUGGUGGCCUGCGUGGUGCGCGACCGCUCCUACCGCUCGGCCGACGCCCUGGAGCCGCUGCUGGGAGACACCUUCCAACGCUACUCAGGUGACAGUCGCAGGUCAGACAAGUCGCAGUCCGUCGUCUGAACCCGGGCCCGUCCACAGAGGCGCGGCUUGUUACCAUGUUCACGCAUUUGUUCUGCUUUUCCUAACGGCUCAAUUUCUUCUAAUAAAUUUGAGCUGGCUUCAAACAGA
Molecule: messenger RNA, 1801 nt
Organism: Betta splendens (Siamese fighting fish)
Lineage: Eukaryota; Metazoa; Chordata; Actinopteri; Anabantiformes; Osphronemidae
Gene: tyrp1b
Product: tyrosinase-related protein 1b
Exons: 9
Coding region: 92-1693 (533 amino acids)
Biological process (GO): melanocyte differentiation; melanosome organization
Cellular component (GO): melanosome
Molecular function (GO): oxidoreductase activity
Source: RefSeq, a predicted model, not a curated record